Molecule: messenger RNA, 978 nt
Organism: Microdochium trichocladiopsis
Lineage: Eukaryota; Fungi; Ascomycota; Sordariomycetes; Xylariales; Microdochiaceae
Exons: 1
Coding region: 1-978 (325 amino acids)
Source: RefSeq, a predicted model, not a curated record
AUGCUUGCCACCACUGUCCUUCUGGGCGGCCUUGUUGCCGUUGCCCAGGCUGCCUUGGACUGCGGUGCGUACGGCACGGGUCCCAGCGAUGGCACGCGCUACACGGCGCCAGAUGGCAAGCAGUGGGACAUACGCUGCCACUCUACCUACGACUCGGCCAGCUACCGCUGGGGGGGCGACAACUACCCCAACCAGGAGGCGUGCAUUGCUGCCUGCAGCGCCCAGGGCGCGUCCCAGUGCAACUAUGCCGCCUAUGCCAAGAUCUGGAACUCCUGCCUCUUCGCCCUCACCACCCCGGCCGAGAGAGCCGCCCCCAUGACCGUCAACAAUGCCUACUCGGGCGCCCUCCUCGUCCAGCCCCUCAACUGCAACGACGGCUCCAGCAAUGGCACCGUCUUCACCGCCCCCGGCUCGAUCCAGAAGUACCAGGUCCUCUGCAACUACCAGUACGGCGGCAACACCCUCGGCGCCUCCAAGCGAGCCGACACCCUCGAGCAGUGUGUCGGCUUCUGUGACGCCGCCACCGGCUGCGUCGACGCCAUCUGGAGUGACGCCAAGUACUGCUGGCUCAAGUCCUCCAAGACCAAUGGCUACAAGUCGGGCGGCUGGCACAGCAUCGUCAAAGUCCCCGCCGGCUUCGUCCAGCCUGCUCCCGCCGGCGCCUCCGCGCCCCCUCCUCCCAACUCCAUCCGCUGCGACGACAACUCGGCCGACGGCACCGUCUUCAGGGCUCCCUCCGGCGCCCAGUACGAUAUCAAGUGCAACUUCCAGUAUGCCGGCCAGACCCUCGGCAGCAGCAAGUACACCGAGACUUUCGAGGUGUGCGCGGAUCUGUGUGAUUCUACUGCUGGCUGUGUCGAGGGUAUUUGGAGCAACGCCAAGUACUGCUGGCUCAAGUCGUCUAUUACUGGCAAUGGCUAUAAGUCUGGUGGCUGGUACAGCGCUGUCAAGAAGCAGAACGUCAUGAUCACCCACUAA